This is a messenger RNA of Laetiporus sulphureus 93-53, 1476 nucleotides long. RefSeq lists its product as uncharacterized. Gene Ontology annotation, cellular component: transcription factor TFIIIB complex. Gene Ontology annotation, molecular function: TFIIIC-class transcription factor complex binding. Bases 1 to 1476 code for a protein of 491 amino acids. The record is from RefSeq and is a predicted model, not a curated record. Gene Ontology annotation, biological process: RNA polymerase III preinitiation complex assembly. Lineage: Eukaryota; Fungi; Basidiomycota; Agaricomycetes; Polyporales; Laetiporaceae. The transcript is spliced from 3 exons.
AUGCAGGCUGCAACUCUAUUUUCGAUUAGCGUGCCCCAGAUAGACCCGACUCUUGUGAAUGCGUACCCGCUUCCUGGCUCGUCAUCGCACACUACCAGUCAGGAUAAUACUUCACUGCUGCACCAAUCCCAGGGCGAAGAUGGCGCGGCUGCGGAACCGAAGCCUCGGCAACGUCUGUCUCAAAAGCAGUCCGCGGGCGAUCAAGGGGAGUUUGCUGCAGACUGGGAAUAUGGUGAGAAACGAUACCUAUGUAUCUCAACUGAGAUCCCCACGUCUAUUGCUCUAGACAGAGGCACCGACGAACAAAGCAUACGAUCUGGAAAGAGUCGGAGUCGGCGCGCCCCAGAUGCCGCUUCUCACUCCGAGCGGGAUGAUGAGCCUCUUGGCGGCCCUAAAAGGCGCAGGCACAGAAUUUCUACUGGUUCUCGCAAGCCAAGGACGCGAACCUCUUCAGUUGUUCCCUUUGAACUGAACACUGGUCCUGGUGAAGAGCUAGAUCCGACUGCAGUUAUGAUGGCAACCCUAUGCGAUGACACUGGUCAAGGACGUAUCAGCAGCAAGACCGUACAAAUUAUGACAAAUCAUGCUGCAUGGCGGGCUGCAAACAGGGAGAAGAGGGAGCGCAUGAAGGCGGCCAUGGAAGCAAAGAAGUAUGGCAGGACCAUCCAGGAUGAAGACCAGCCACCGCCCAAAGCUGACACUGAAGUCACAGAAUCGCUCGAAGAUGGUGUCGCUCCAGACGCUGUAUUAGCAGGACCAUCUGCAUCUAUAGAGAACCGUCCUACAAAGAAGGCACGACGAGCCAAUGACGAUUUCGAUUACACCCAGAACCUGGCUACCAGCCGGUAUAACGUGCAAGUCAGGAUUGGCGCGAAUGGCGAGGCAAUUAUUGAUGAAGACUCUCUUUUCGUAAAUCGAAACGAAGAAGAACAUACGGAACAUUAUACUCAUGUGGAAGAGUCGGACACCACAAAGUUCGUCAAUUCUCUGACUUACAGUAGAAAGCUGCGAGGAUCCCGCUGGAGCGCCGAAGAGACAGAGUUAUUCUAUGAUGCGUUGUCACAGUUCGGAGAGAACUACGAACUCAUAGCGUAUGUGCUGCCGGGGCGAGAUCGCAAGUCGUGCAAGAACAAGUUCAAGGCAGAGGAUAAGAAGAAUCCUGCCAGAAUCAAUUAUUGCUUGAACAAUCGUAAACCUGUUGAUAUUCAGACUCUGUCCCGCAUGACGGGUAAGGACUUUUCUGGGCCGACGCCCAUCAUACGCGCCCCGACGCCUCUGCGAUCUACCCAGCUCGACGCCAACCUCCACUCUGCGAGUAUUGAGGAUCCAAGGUCAGUCAAGGAAAACAGCAAGACACCUGGGCCAGCUGGCGAAGCAGAAGAGGAAAUUCUAGGAUCCGUAGAUGAGAUCGAGGAUGGAAAUGGCCCUUCCCGUGGCGGCCACACGACCGAGUAUCCGCAGAAGCCAUACAUUUAG